Zophobas morio is the source of this 1191-nucleotide messenger RNA. RefSeq lists its product as uncharacterized. The coding region runs from base 1 to 1191 and encodes 396 amino acids. NCBI's taxonomy places the organism in Eukaryota, Metazoa, Arthropoda, Insecta, Coleoptera, Tenebrionidae. The record is from RefSeq and is a predicted model, not a curated record. The transcript has a single exon.
AUGAACGUCGAAAAAAUAGAAAAGCUUGAAGACAUCGUCACAUUAGGUGACAACAAAACUAUCAUAGACCACCAAGUGAAACGUUUGACAGCAGCUGGUGAAAACUAUGGCAGUUUAAUGCUUAGUGUUGAUAUCACCGUCCAAAAUGCCUACGGUACUGAAGAAAUUCACACCGUUGCAAAGAUGAUACCACCCAAUGAAUUCAUCCAGAAAAUUUUCAACACCCAGACGACUUUCAAAAACGAGAUUGCCUUUUAUAAUAACGUAGUACCAGUGUUGCACGAGUUCCAGAGGGAACAAGGUAUGGACGAACUUGUAGACUUUUUCCCUAAGUACUACGGAGGUCGGAUUAAUUUAAGUGGAGAUCCGAGUGUUGUGGAUUCGGAUGCUGUUCUUCUGCUAGAGAAUUUAAAAAUAGCCGGCUACAAGAAUUUCGAGCGAACAUUAGGCUUUGAUUUAGACACCUCUAAAUUAAUAGUCGCUGAUUUGGCACAUCUGCAUGCAGUACCGUUAGCACUGAAACUGAAAAAACCCGACGUGUUUGAAACUAAAGUGAAGAAGUACACAGCACCUUUCAACGUUCAACGACCCCCUGCCUCCUACCAAAAACUGUUUGCUGUUAUUGAUAAAAUAGAUGAACUGAAAAUUUUCAAGAAGAGAAUUCAAGAGGCUUUGGACAACUCCUUGCCACAGAAGGAGGUGCGUGAACCCUUUGCCACCUUUGUACACCAGGACUGCUGGGUAAACAACACCAUGGUCAAAGUGGAAAAAGGGAGAUCCGUGAAGAAUAAGUUGGUUGAUUUCCAAAUUUGCGACUACGGAUCGCCCGCUGUAGAUUUGAUUUUCUUUCUUUUCUCAAGUGUACAGAAUAACGUGCUGGAAAAUCAUUACGAUGAUUUAGUCCGGUACUACCACCAAACGUUCACGUCGAUCUUGCAGAAACUCAAAUGUGAGACGACGAGAUUCUCAUUUGAUGCUUUCUUGAAGGAAAUUAAUCAUGAAGCUGUCAGUUCGCAGUUCAAGCAUUUGAUGUUCAUGACUUUUCCAAUUUUUGCACGAAAAGGGACUGUGAAGGAGCUGACGGAACUAACGCCAGAGGAUUUCAUAGCGGAAUCAACCGACAUCACGGAUCUUCACAAAGAAAAACUAAUUUUGAUUGUUAGGCAGUUUGCUAAACACAACUGGAUUUAA